Molecule: messenger RNA, 4578 nt
Organism: Entelurus aequoreus (snake pipefish)
Lineage: Eukaryota; Metazoa; Chordata; Actinopteri; Syngnathiformes; Syngnathidae
Gene: ano3
Product: anoctamin 3
Exons: 25
Coding region: 15-3050 (1011 amino acids)
Biological process (GO): chloride transmembrane transport
Cellular component (GO): plasma membrane
Molecular function (GO): protein dimerization activity; chloride channel activity
Source: RefSeq, a predicted model, not a curated record
GUCAGUGCAGUUGCAUGGCAGUGCCCCUGCUGGACAGUCGGGCUUCCUGCUCCUCUGCAGCCUUCAGCAAUGUUCCUGUCAGUCCUGCUGUCAGCCACUCAGCCUCCUGGAGCUCCUCACCAGCCCACACCUUCCUCUCUGGAGACUCACAGAGCGAGGAGCACUCCGGCAUGCACACGAGCAUCAGUGAGAUCUUGAAGGAGAAGAGCCUGAAGCCGUCCCGCCGCAGUCUGCCCUGCUUAGCCCAGAGUCAGACCCAUCCUAUCAACCUCAACCACUUCCUGUCUGUGCCACUGAGCCCGGAGCCCAAAGCCCAGGAUGAGGUUCUGAGUCAGAGCAUCAGCACCUCCUGCAGCCUUCUCCCUCCAGCAGAGGUUGGCAAGGAUCACUACACGGAAGAGACUGAGGUCUCCACAUGUGAAACCAGAGUAGACAAGUCACUUCUGCCCCGAAAACCCAGCACACGGGCUCAUGGAGGGGCCCGCACAUGUUCCCUCAAGGGGAGAAAUCCAUCGGAUGAAACUGGUCUCUUCUUCAGAGAUGGGAAAAAGCGCAUCGACUACAUCCUGGUUUACAAAAAGUCCAGUCCACAGGUGGAAAAGAGGUGCACCUUUGAGAAGAAUUUACGUGCUGAGGGCUUAAUGCUGGAAAAAGAGCCUUCCCUGACAAACAACGACAUCAUGUUUGUGAAGAUCCAUGCUCCCUGGGACACACUUUGCAAAUACGCUGAGCAGAUGAACAUCCGGAUGCCUUUCAGGAAAAAAUGCUACUUUACAGACUGGAAAAGCAAAACCUUGGGCAGCCGCUUUCAUCUCAGAUGUCGUCAGAUAAAGAGCUGGCUUCCCAGAAAUCCCAUGAAGCUGGACAAAGAGGCUCUGCCUGACCUGGAAGAGACCGACUGCUACACUGCUCCCUUCAGUAGAGCACGUACGCAUCACUUCACCAUCAACAACAGAGAGACCUUCUUCUCCAACUCUACCCGAAGCAGAAUUGUCCACCAUGUCCUGCAGCGCACAAAGUAUGAGGAUGGAAAGCCAAAAAUGGGAAUCAACCGGUUAUUGGGCAACAACACCUAUGAGGCUGCCUUCCCUCCACAUGAGGGUGGAUACAAGAGCAGACAUCCAAUCAAGACGCACGGUGCCCAGAACCACAGACACCUCCUUUAUGAGCGCUGGGCUCGAUGGGGGAUCUGGUACAAGUACCAGCCUCUGGACCUCAUCAGACGCUACUUUGGAGAGAAAAUCGGCCUUUACUUUGCAUGGUUGGGCUGGUACACGGGCAUGCUGAUCCCUGCUGCUCUGGUUGGCCUGUUUGUCUUCCUCUACGGACUCUUCACCAUGGACUCCAGCCAAGUCAGUAAAGAGAUUUGUGAAGCCAACACGACUAUCAUGUGUCCCAUGUGUGAGGAAACCUGCGAGCCAUGGACGCUAAGUGACAGUUGUGUCUAUGCAAAGGUGACCCAUUUGUUCGACAAUGGUGGCACUGUUUUCUUCGCUAUCUUCAUGGCAAUCUGGGCCACCGUCUUCCUGGAGUUUUGGAAAAGGAGGAGAGCGGAGCUGACUUACGACUGGGAUCUCAUUGACUGGGAGGAGGAGGAGGAGGAGCUGAGGCCUCAGUUCGAAGCCAAAUAUUCCAGAGUGGAGAGAGUAAACCCCAUAUCUGGCAAACCUGAGCCUUUCCAACCCUUCUCAGACAAACUCAGCCGGCUCAUGGUGUCUGUGUCCGGAAUAUUCUUCAUGAUUUCUCUGGUCCUGAGCGCCGUGUUUGCAGUGGUGGUUUUCCGUCUCAUCGCCAUGGAGAAAUUUGCCUCCUUCAACUGGCAUUUUGUGAAGAAGAACUGGCAGUUUGCCACCUCUGGCACUGGCGUCUGCAUCAACUUCAUGAUCAUCAUGUCUCUCAACGUGGUGUAUGAAAAGGUGGCCUAUUUGCUGACCAAUUUAGAGCAUCCACGGACUGAGUCUGAGUGGGAGAACAGCUUUGCUCUCAAGAUGUUCCUCUUCCAGUUUGUAAAUCUGAACAGUUCCACGUUUUACAUCGCAUUCUUCCUGGGAAGGUUUGCUGGCAGGCCUGGAAAAUACAACAAACUCUUCAAUCGAUGGCGACUGGAGGAGUGUCAUCCCAGCGGCUGCUUGAUUGAUCUGUGCCUGCAAAUGGGCGUCAUCAUGUUUUUCAAGCAAAUCUGGAACAACUUCAUGGAGCUUGGUUAUCCUUUGCUGCAGAACUGGUGGUCCCGUAGGAAGAUCAAGAAAGGAGGGGGUGCUGUUGGUGGAGGCCAGAACGUGGAAAGUAAAAAUCAGCUCCCACAGUGGGAUAAAGACUGGAAUCUGCAGCCCAUGAACACGCACGGCCUGGUGGACGAAUACCUUGAAAUGGUCCUACAGUUUGGGUUCACCACCAUCUUUGUAGCAGCGUUCCCGUUGGCACCUCUCCUCGCCUUGCUCAACAACAUAAUCGAGAUUCGCCUUGACGCCUACAAGUUUGUCACCCAGUGGAGAAGACCCAUGCCAGCCCGAGCCACUGAUAUAGGUAUCUGGCAUGGGAUCCUUGAAGGUAUCGGUGUUCUGGCCGUCAUAACCAACGCCUUUGUUAUCGCUAUCACCUCGGACUACAUUCCCCGCUUUGUUUAUGCCUUCAAAUAUGGCCCCUGCGUGGACAAGGGGUACCACCAUGACGACGAAUGUUUCCGAGGCUACAUGAACAGCAGCCUGUCAGUGUUUGACAUGAGCGAGCUGAAGAACAGCAGUCAGUCCAAAUACUGCAGGUACCGAGAUUACAGAGCCCCGCCCUGGAGCACGGUGCCCUACGAGUUCACUCUGCAGUUCUGGCACGUCCUGGCUGCCAGGCUGGCCUUCAUAAUCGUCUUUGAGCACCUGGUGUUUGGCAUCAAAUCCUUCAUUGCGUACCUCAUCCCGGACAUGCCCAAGGACCUGUGUGACCGCAUGCGCAGGGAGAAGUACCUGAUGCAGGAGAUGAUGUACGAGGCCGAGCUGGAGCACCUGCAGACGGAGCGGAAGAAGAACGGGCGGCGUUUUCACCACGAGUGGCCUUAACUUUCUAACCCCCUCCCCCCCUCACGUCUCCCCCACGCAACGCCGCACAGUCCUCGACUCCUCCCUCCCCCUUUUGUCUGCUUCUCUCCUUGGAUUUGAGAAGAUUCACCAAAGACACUCUCUUCACUAAUGACACUCCAAAGCUGCUUCAGCAUGAGCCGUCACUCCCUCGCCAUCUGUUCCCGUGCUGGACGCCACCCUCGCGUCCUGACACAGCCCCUCCCUCUGCUGUGUGCUGUGUCAUGGCCUCACUGCUGUAUUACAGUUGUAAUGUUUACUAUGCAGAUGAAGCGGUUCACUUCGUCAGCCAUCUUGCACUGUCUCUCUCUCUCUCUCUCUCUCUCUUUCUGUGUGGCAGCUAGCUCUCGUCUGCUCGGAAUCCUGCAGUCAGCUGCAUGGUUUUUUUUGUCGUUUUCUUUUUGUCAUCAGAACCCUGGCGGUUCCCGAAUAGAGCAGAGGUGACGGUACAUCGCCCCCCCCCCAUGAAGCAUGCUGAUGCUAUAGCAGCAGUCAUCAUGGAGACGUGUCCGAAGAAGCCUGCAGAACGUGCAUGUCAGUGUUGUUGUGUUCCUUCUUGGUGCCUGGUUUGUGUGUCAGUGUGUGUUUGUUGUGCUACAGCUGAGCUUGAGUUUGCAGAGUGUGAACAUGAUCGUGCCUACUGUACAGUUGUGCGCCGAUAUCACGUGUGCCUGUUUGUGCUGCACGUGCGCUUGCAAGUGCAAGAAAGCCUCUCUUAUCUACUUGUUCUGGUGUAGAACUUUCCCCUGAGUGGGUUUGCUUUUGACGUGAGUCACCCACAGUCGGGUACCUACUCCGGUCUAAUGGCUCCGAAACAAGAGUGUUCGGCGAAACGUGACUCCCAUUAUGAGUGACGCUUGCACGUAGGAGCCACAAAUCUGCUUCCUUUUCUCUCUUUCUCUCUGUGCCCAUAGCCUGUUUUCCAUUUGUUGUUGGAAGGUCUGAAGCAUGAUUUGGACAUACCUGUGGCUUGGAUGUUCGCUGCACAAAGAACAUCCACUCACACGCAAAGAAGCACUUACAGGUUCCCAGGGGCGGAUGACGAUAUCGGUCAGCUGCGGUUGAAGCCACAUUCUGAUGGUAAUUGCUGUGAAGUGUGGCUGAAAGAUACGGUGUGGCUCUCGCCCAACAGCGACAAUUCCGUACGGCAGCGUGAAUGAACACAAAAGUCCCAAUUAUAUCUUCAAAACUCAAACAUACGUGAGAUUUGUAUUUAUAUAAACAGCUGUAAAUACACGAUGAAAUAAUAUUCAAACAGUUAAUCAUGGUAAUUAAAUAAAUCAUAUAAUAACUUUUUCACAUCCGAUAAUGCAGUGUUUUUCAACCUUUUCUGAGCCAAGGCACAUUUUUUUUCAUUGAAAAAAUGCGGAGGCACACCCAGCAGAAAACAUGAAAAAAUUAAACAAAGCAGCCGAUAUUACAAUAAAAAGUUGUUCUCGCAAUUGUUGGAUAUGAAUUCAAACCAUAACUAAGCAUGCAUCACUAUAGCUCUUGUCUCAAAGUAAGUGUA